AUGGCUGCAGUCGUAUACAUGGUCGUGCACACGCCGUCCAAGGGCGCCAAAACUUCUCUCAUAUGCUCAAGAACAAAGGUAUCUCCAUUGAAGAGGCUCACUAUCCCAAGGCUAGAACUCACAGCAGCGCUGCUUCUUUCAAAAUUGGUGAAAUAUGUCCAUGCCACACUCAAGAUGGACAUCAAGGAAACAUAUCUAUGGACGGACUCUCAAGUGACGCUCACAUGGAUCAAAACACUCAUCUCGAUGGAAGGAUUAUGUGCGCAACAGGGUACAAUCAAUCCUGCUGACUGUGCAUCUCGUGGUGUAACAACAGCUCAACUUGAAGAUCACACCUUGUGGUGGGCAGGACCACCAUGGUUGGCUCAACCGAAAGAUCGCUGGCCCGCUCAGCCAACGUGCUCGGACGAGCAGUGUACAACAGAAUCACGCCCAGGAGUGUCACUCUUCAUAACUAACAUAAAGGUGGAUUACGACUGGGAUUUCAUCUAUAAGUAUUCAUCGCUCAAUCGACUGCUCAGAAUCACAGCUCUCUGUCAGGUAUUUAUUCGACGAUUGAGAAAUCGACACGAUGGCCCUCAAGCCUCACACAUCUCAGUCGCUGACUUAGAGCAAGCUAAGAUCUUCUGGAUCAAGGUUACACAAUCAACAUUUUUUGCACAUGUGCUGAAGAUGCUCAACUCACAAUCACGUCUAGCAACUUCUCAUCCAUUCAGUCGUCUCACAGCAUUUAUUGAUCAUCAAGGAGUUGCUCGUCUGGUCCCACCAACGGACACUACAUGGAGGAACGCAACUCACCUUGGCGCAUAUCAGGCAAUCAUAUUGGAUCAUCGGUGGACGUGCUCCAGUAAAAUCUCAUAUCUUGCGGUGUGUGGUGUGUGCUCGACAAAGGGGGAUUCGUGCCCAUCAACUGAUGGGCCAACUACCUCUGCCUCGGGUCACACCCUCACGCGCAUUCACGCAUACUGGAUCGAUUAUGCUGGACCGCUCACACUCAAAACAUGGAAGGGAAGAGGAGCCAAAACUCAUAAAGGAUGGAUUUGUGUGUUUGUCUGUCUCACCACAUCUGCAGUUCAUUUAGAAGUUGUUUCAGACUACUCAACGGACGGAUUCAUCUCAACGUACAGAAGAUUUGUCUCAAGAAGAGGCAUCCCUCAUUCACUGUACUCUGACUGUGGCACAAACUUUGUCGGAGCAGAGAAAUCACUCCAGACAUUGUUCACAGAAAGUUCUCAAGAUAACCGGCGCAUCUCAUCUCUGCUUGCUCAAGAUCGCACUCAAUGGAUUUUUAAUCCACCAGCUGCUCCACACAUGGGUGGCAAAUGGGAAGCAGUGGUAAAAUCACUCAAACACCACUUGCGUCGUACCAUAGGAGAGACGUUGCUCACAUUCGAAGAAACGACAACCCUGCUUGCUCAGAUUGAAGCGAUCUUGAACUCACGACCUCUCGAACCACUCAGCGACGACUCAGAUGACAUCUCAGCGCUCACCCCAGGACAUUUUCUCAUCGGAAGUGCUCUCACAUCAGUACCUGAGCCGUCACUGAAGGACUUGGCCACCUCAAGGUUAUCCCGAUGGCAAUUCAUACAACAGCGAGUACAGCAAUUUUGGUCUCAAUGGUCAGCUCAAUAUCUGCAACGACAACAAGCAAUCUCGAAGUGGCAUCACCCAUCCAACGCCAUACAAGUGGGCUCAUUGGUUCUCAUCACCGACGAGAGGCUCCCGCCAUGUAAGUGGCCAUUAGCCAGAGUCUCCACCCUGAUGCCAGCCAAGGAUGGACUCACCCGCGUAGUGACCCUGAAGACACCCACAACGACACUCAUCAGACCAAUCACCAAGCUGGCACCGCUGCCCAUUGCUCAUCAAGCUCAACAUCCGUAG
Messenger RNA from Vollenhovia emeryi, 1881 nucleotides. RefSeq lists its product as uncharacterized. The coding region runs from base 1 to 1881 and encodes 626 amino acids. The record is from RefSeq and is a predicted model, not a curated record. NCBI's taxonomy places the organism in Eukaryota, Metazoa, Arthropoda, Insecta, Hymenoptera, Formicidae. The transcript is spliced from 3 exons. Gene Ontology annotation, biological process: DNA integration. Gene Ontology annotation, molecular function: nucleic acid binding.